UUGAAGCAGCGUGAAACGUCGGUACCUUUACCUGAAUAAAGUUACAUGUAUUACCUACAUGAAUUUAAUAAUUUUGUUUUUAUUAAAUUAUUGUAUGAAUCAUGGGUAUUGUAAGACACGUUGUAUGUGCGAUGUCAGGCGGUGUGGACAGCUCUGUCUCUGCCCUUCUGCUGAAGCGGAGAGGUUACCACGUGACCGGCGUGUUCAUGAGAAACUGGGACUCUCUGGAUGAGCGAGGCGUGUGCAACUCGGAGCAAGACUGCGAAGAUGCGUACAGAGUGUGCCAGAUGUUGGACAUACCUUUUCACCAGGUCUCCUACGUGAAAGAAUACUGGCAUGAAGUGUUCAGUAAUCUGUUGAAGGAAUACCAGAAGGGGAGGACACCCAACCCAGACAUCAUGUGCAACAAGCACAUUAAAUUCAAACACUUCUUCCAGUACGCCAUAAACACCUUGGGUGCUGACGCCAUGGCGACAGGCCACUAUGCCAGGACGUCCCAGGAGGAUGAAGAGGUGUUUCAGCAGAGGCAUGUUCCCUCACCCAAAACGCUCUUCAGAGAUCGCUUUGAGAUCAGAAACCCUGCCAGACUGUAUCAGGGAGCUGACCGCUUGAAGGACCAGACGUUUUUCCUCAGUCAGAUCUCCCAGAGUGCACUGCGGCGGACGGUUUUCCCACUUGCGGGACUCACCAAGGACUAUGUGAAGAAGAUGGCUGCAGAAGCACGAUUCCAACAUGUCCUGAAGAAGAAGGAAAGUAUGGGGAUCUGUUUUAUUGGAGAGAGAAACUUUGAGGACUUCAUACUAGAGUACUUGGAGCCCCAGCCUGGGAAUUUCGUCUCAGUUGAAGAUGGGAAGAUCAUGGGACAACACAAAGGCUGGUUCACCUUGACGCUGGGGCAAAGGGCGAGGAUUGGGGGACAGAGGGAUGCCUGGUUCGUGGUGGACAAGGACAUCACCACGGGGGACGUGUUCGUGGCCCCGACCACCAACCACCCGGCGCUGUUCAGGGACACGCUGCGGACCGACCGCUUCCACUGGAUCGCCGAGGAGCCGCCGGCCGAGCUGGUCCGCAGCAGCAUGAUGGAGUGCCACUUCCGCUUCCUGCACCAGAUGCCUCUCAGUCCUUGCACUGUGACUCUGAAUGCAGACGGGUCCGUUUGGAUAACCAUGAUCCAGCCAGUGAGAGCCCUUACACCUGGCCAGUUCGCAGUGCUGUAUAAGGGUGAUGAGUGUCUGGGCAGCGGGAAGAUCGUACGCUUGGGCCCCACAGAAUACACCCUGCAGCUGGGCCGAGACCGCCUGAGAGGUGCCCCCUCUGACCCCGACUGCACCCCAGAACCCGUCAGCUGAAGAAACACAGAUCCAGGUUUAUAAGACGGUGUAACUACUCCUUAAACUGGGCUGAAUGAUAAAUAACCACAUCCGAUGUGGGAGAGUGACUGUAAUUACUAGGGAAACAAUGUACUGGACAAACAUAUUGAGAGGUUUUACUCUAGUAUGAGAGAUCAUUUUGUCUGUACUGUUUAACAGUGAACAUACUGUUUUGUAUAAAUAUUCGGCACACAUGGUCAUGCAUUGCAGUGUAUUGAAUAUUUUGAGCGUUUAGAAUAUGUGUCUAAUUUCUUCUGGUUGCAACAACAACAUUGGUGUCCAAGAUACCGUUCACCAUAUUUGGUGAGGAGCAGAAAAUGGAUUUCAUUUUCUUACAGUAGCUUUAAUGUAAAUUGAAAACACGUUUUUAUAUAUAUCAAAAUGAACAGUUUAAAGUGCCUUUUUUUUCCUUUUUCAUACUGUUUUACAUUGCCGUUUGUGGACUAGGGAAACAAUGUGUAAAUUGUUUAGCUUAACUUGAACAGGCAACUGAAGCUGUUGGAGUCUCGUAAAUAUCGGUUCAUUAGAGGGACACAUGACAGUAUUUCAAGUAGA
Molecule: messenger RNA, 1925 nt
Organism: Megalops cyprinoides (Indo-Pacific tarpon)
Lineage: Eukaryota; Metazoa; Chordata; Actinopteri; Elopiformes; Megalopidae
Gene: trmu
Product: tRNA 5-methylaminomethyl-2-thiouridylate methyltransferase
Exons: 11
Coding region: 102-1349 (415 amino acids)
Biological process (GO): tRNA wobble position uridine thiolation
Cellular component (GO): mitochondrion
Molecular function (GO): sulfurtransferase activity
Source: RefSeq, a predicted model, not a curated record